Prunus persica (peach) is the source of this 1791-nucleotide messenger RNA. RefSeq names its product DNA damage-inducible protein 1. NCBI's taxonomy places the organism in Eukaryota, Viridiplantae, Streptophyta, Magnoliopsida, Rosales, Rosaceae. Gene Ontology annotation, molecular function: protein binding; aspartic-type endopeptidase activity. Bases 203 to 1579 code for a protein of 458 amino acids. Gene Ontology annotation, biological process: proteolysis. The transcript has 18 exons. The record is from RefSeq and is a predicted model, not a curated record.
UAGACGGGUGCAACUAAUUCGUAGCACAGACGACCCUUUUCUCUUUCUUCUCCAAGUGGGACUAGAAGACCAAAGUAAACAAAACAAAGCUCCUCCAUUUCCAAAGCCGAAGCUCGAAUUCGAUAUAAAAGCUACAAUACAAUUGCACUUAUUCUUCAGCAAUUAACUCCAUUGAAGAAGACUCGCAGAGAUCCAAUCACAGAUGAAGAUCACUGUAAUGACCGCGGACGAACAGAUUCUCAACUUAGACGUGGAUCCUCACGAAACUGUUGAAAAUGUGAAAGCUCUGCUGGAGGUGGAGACGCGGGUGCUGCUUCAGCAACAGCAGCUGCUAUAUAAUGGGAGGGAGAUGAGGAAUUCUGAGAAGCUGAGUGCCCUUGGCGUUAAAGAUGAAGACUUGAUAAUGAUGGUAUCCAAUGCUGCACCGAGUGCUUCAGCCAAUGCUUUGAGCUUCAAUCCAGAUGGGUCUGCGGUAAACCCAGGAGCUUUUCAGCAGCACAUUAAGAAUGAUUCUAAUUUGAUGGCACAGUUGUUUCAGAGUGACCCAGACUUAGCACAAGUUAUUCUUGGAAAUGAUCUCAAUAGACUGCAGGAACUUUUACGACAGCGUCAUCUCCAAAAGUCUGAACUUCGACGGCAACAAGAUGAGGAGCUUGCUCUUCUUUAUGCAGAUCCUUUUGAUGUUGAAGCACAGAAGAAGAUUGAAGCUGCUAUUCGCCAGAAAGGAAUUGAUGAAAACUGGGCCGCGGCUCUGGAACAUAAUCCUGAAGCUUUUGCAAGGGUGGUUAUGUUGUAUGUUGACAUGGAAGUCAAUGGUGUCCCGUUAAAGGCAUUUGUUGACAGUGGAGCGCAGUCAACAAUUAUUUCAAAAAGCUGCGCUGAGCGUUGCGGAUUGUUGAGGCUUUUAGAUCAACGUUACAAGGGUAUUGCUCAUGGAGUUGGUCAAUCAGAGAUAUUGGGUCGGAUACAUGUAGCUCCAAUCAAGAUUGGGAAUAUAUUUUAUCCUUGCUCAUUCUUGGUUUUGGAUGCUCCCAAUAUGGAGUUCCUCUUUGGGUUGGAUAUGCUCCGUAAGCAUCAGUGCAUUAUAGAUCUGAAGGAUAGUGUUUUGAGAGUUGGUGGUGGAGAAGUUUCCGUACCAUUCUUGCAAGAAAAGGACAUCCCAUCUCGUUUUCUGGAUGAAGAAAGGUUUGCCAAGGAAACAUCCAGCUCAGGAGCUCCUCCCAUGGAUAGUCUAAUAGCAAAACUAUGGAGGAUCCAUAUUCUGGUGUUAACCAUAAAAACCAGUUGGCUCUUUCGUCCUGAUAUGUUUAUGGUCUUAAAAAAGUUUUCAGAUCUAGGAAGGCAAUCAACCUUUGACGUAUAUUUUGUUACAUCUGGAAAAGCAGAUACAAGCAAAAAUUCACCAUCGGGAGGGCAAUCAUCUGGAAGUGCUCGUUCUAACCCGACUCAGGGACCUGAUUUUGAAGCUAAAGUUGCAAAGCUUGUUGAGCUAGGGUUCGGGAGAGAUGCUGUAAUACAAGCUCUUAAAUUUUUCGACGGUAACGAAGAACAAGCAGCAGGAUAUCUUUUUGGGGGCUGAUUAAGCUAUAUACCUUUUAAAAUUCAUUUCAUUGUUGGAAUAAUAAUGAUUAAUUGGAGAACUCAAUUACAAAAGUAGUUCAAGUUGGAAUAUUGUGUAUUUUGUUACCCUUUGAUUUGAUUUUAAUCUACUGACACCCACGAACGGGGCUGGCAAGAUUUACCCUUUUCAGAUUAUAUAUCAUUCAUCCUGUGUGUUGAGGUUGCCUGGUU